Penicillium brasilianum is the source of this 1187-nucleotide messenger RNA. The record is from the annotation of a GenBank genome assembly. Lineage: Eukaryota; Fungi; Ascomycota; Eurotiomycetes; Eurotiales; Aspergillaceae.
CGGAGAGUCUAUUCUAGCGCCAUUUCUGCUUGCGACCAUGACAGGCAAUGAUCUGUUUCUCAAGGUUCAUCAUCUAUCCCACCUGUGGAGCAUAGAGGACAUAGCGCCUUAUUGCCCCUGCCAGACUCAGCAUCCUCGUCGAUUUAGCCCCCAAAUCCAUCUCAAUGUGGACUGUUUCUUGGCAACGUGUUGGACAAAACACUCCUUUGGGAUGAGAUAGGCGCUUCGCCAAACUUGGGGGCCGAACGCUCUCCUAAGAAGUCCUCCCCCUCGUGUCCGGAAUUUCUCCAUAUACUUUUUCUGAGCCCCCGACCGACCUCGAGGCAGGGAUCUCAACAACCAUGCGGCUUAUAACGCUUCUCUCGUCUUUGCUAUUUCUUUCUGCAGUAUCUGCUUCCACUUGCUACUGGCCGAGUGGGAAGGCCGCGGCUGAUACUUGGCUACAAUGUCCAGAUAGCAAACACUGCUGUGCAGAGGGCGAGGCUUGUCUUUCUAAUGGUCUUUGUGUUGCUGGGACGUACAUGACUGUCUAUCGUGGAGCAUGUACGGAUAAGUCGUGGCCUAUAUCGGAGUGUCCUCGAGUUUGCUAUGAAGAGAUCACCGAUGGGUGGGCCAAUCUCUACCCUUGUCCUAGCAAUGACAACGAGGUGUUCACCUGUGGAACUAGUGGCUGGGCCAGUCACGUCUGCGAACAACAAUUGGGCAAUUAUACUUGGGUUGGCAGUAAUGUCACAGUAGCCCAAUUGGGGGUCACCACUUCAUCAACCGCGUCCUCAUCCACAACCACCUCGGCAUCCUCUGGGUCAACCGAGACCACGAUCGUCACGUCCAGUUGUACGGCUUCAGCCGUGGGAAACGAUGCUACCAUGAAGACAGGACUUGGCGUUGGACUUGGGUUGGGUAUUCCUUUGCUGCUGGCAGCGGCUGGUAUGCUGUGGUUCUACGUGAACACCCGCCGUCGGAUUCAAUCAUUGCAACGGAGAUUGAACGAGCAAGGCGCUGUACAUCUGGCUCCACGCGGACAACAUGCUCGUCUUCCUCUCCAGGAGUUGGACACGGGGAAGCAAAAUUGGCCGGAAAUUCAAUCGACUCACCGUUCGGAAUUGAGUUAGAAAGUCUCAGGUUGUUUGAUUGAUUUUUUCACCAAGCCUUAUAUGAAGCUGUAAAUAUUGUCUAUUUUCUUAAGC